Molecule: messenger RNA, 1703 nt
Organism: Arvicola amphibius (Eurasian water vole)
Lineage: Eukaryota; Metazoa; Chordata; Mammalia; Rodentia; Cricetidae
Gene: Ssbp4
Product: single stranded DNA binding protein 4
Exons: 16
Coding region: 116-1372 (418 amino acids)
Biological process (GO): positive regulation of transcription by RNA polymerase II
Cellular component (GO): nucleus
Molecular function (GO): single-stranded DNA binding; protein binding
Source: RefSeq, a predicted model, not a curated record
CCCGCGGAGGGCAGCACGGCUAGAACCCACCCGCGGCCGCAGCUCCCGCGCGGACAUGGCUGCGGAGCCCGGGGAGCGGGCGGCGUUAGCCAUGCGCGCCUGACAGGUGCGGAGCAUGUACGGCAAGGCGGGCAAGGGCUGCGCGCCCUCGGACGGCCAGGCGCGCGAGAAGCUUGCGCUGUAUGUGUAUGAAUACCUGCUGCAUAUAGGUGCACAGAAGUCGGCUCAGACCUUCCUGUCCGAGAUCCGCUGGGAAAAGAACAUCACCCUGGGCGAACCCCCUGGCUUCCUGCACUCCUGGUGGUGUGUCUUCUGGGACCUCUAUUGCGCAGCGCCAGACCGCAGAGAAGCCUGUGAACAGACUAGUGAGGCCAAAGUCUUCCAGGACUAUAGUGCCGCAGCCCCCAAUCCUGUGAUGGGCGCCAUGGCCCCUAACGACCCGAUGGGGGCACCAGGCUUCUUUCAGCCCUUCAUGUCAUCACGGUUCCCAGGGGGUGCCCGGCCCACCCUAAGGAUGCCAGGACAGCCUCCUGUGGGCCUCCCUGGGUCCCAGCCCAUCAUCCCUGGUGCCAUGGACCCCUCCCCACGCGCACAAGCCCUCUUCCUAUGUCUUUGCCCAGGGCACCCCAGCCUGGGAGGCUCCAUGCAGAGAGUGACACCUCCGAGGAGCAUGGCCAGUGUUGGGCCCCAGGGCUAUGGAACUGGCAUGCGGCCCCCACCCAAUUCUCUUGCAUCCAACCAGGUUCUGCCAUCCAUGAACAUGGGUCCAGGGGUGCGUGGCCCGUGGGCCAGUCCCAGCGGUAACUCGAUCCCCUACGCUUCCUCAUCUCCUGGCAGCUACACGCAGGGACCCGCAGGAGGAGGCGCCCCCGGAACACCCAUCAUGCCCAGCCCUGGAGACUCCACCAACUCCAGCGAGAACAUGUAUACCAUCAUGAACCCCAUCGGGCCGGGCGCCGGCAGGGCUAACGUGAGUGGGGGCCGGUGCGCCUCACCCGACGGGGACCCCGCGGGGGGCGGCCGGCCCGAGCCCCACGCUGCCCUGUGCCCGCAGUUCCCGCUCGGCCCCGGCCCCGAGGGCCCAAUGGCCUCUAUGAGCGCAAUGGAGCCGCACCACAUGAACGGAUCCCUGGGCUCGGGUGAUAUGGACGGGCUGCCGAAGAACUCCCCUGGCGCUGUGGGCGGCCUGAGCAACGCCCCGGGGACCCCGCGCGACGACAGCGAGAUGGCGGCCGCCGGGACCUUCCUGCAUCCGUUUCCGAGCGAAAGCGUAAGCGCCUGCGUCGACUCCCCACCCGCGGCCGCGGCGGGCCGGAGGGGCCUGGCGGGCAGACCCCGGCGGGGCGGCCGCGGGGCCAGAGCAAGACCGUGACCGCGGAGGGCCAGUACUCCCCCGGCAUGACCAUGAGCGUGUGAUAGCCCUGGUCUGCGCCCAGUGUCCUGCUGGAGAGGUCUGGGGUCGCGUUCCACCCGGACUCCUGGCCAGCUCAGCCUGGAUGGCCGGCAGGGCCCCCCACGAAGGACUUUAUCAUUUUCUAAAACCACACACACACACACACACACACACACACACACACACACACACGCACACAGUGCAAGGACCUCAGAGAAGGGCAGGCCUUCUGAACUGUGCGCUGUCACGGGGCUGGAGAGGGGGUGGGGGGCACAGCCAAUAAACACCAUUCGAUUUUGUCUUUUUGGUA